UUUCGUUUUUGGCAGUUUAUCGCAGUAUAGCUUUUCUGAGCCGCAAUGUCUGGCCGUGGAAAGCAGGGCGGCAAGGCUCGCGCCAAGGCCAAGACGCGCUCGUCGCGGGCCGGGCUGCAGUUCCCGGUGGGCCGCGUGCACCGCCUGCUCCGCAAGGGCAACUACGCCGAGCGGGUGGGGGCCGGCGCGCCGGUGUACCUGGCGGCCGUGCUGGAGUACCUGACGGCCGAGAUCCUGGAGCUGGCGGGCAACGCGGCCCGCGACAACAAGAAGACGCGCAUCAUCCCGCGCCACCUGCAGCUGGCCAUCCGCAACGACGAGGAGCUCAACAAGCUGCUGGGCCGCGUCACCAUCGCGCAGGGCGGCGUCCUGCCCAACAUCCAGGCCGUGCUGCUGCCCAAGAAGACCGAGAGCCACCACAAGGCUAAGAGCAAGUAGUGGCCUAUAUGAUAGUUUACGGUAGCUCGAAUAAGUCGAGUCCAAACCCAAAGGCUCUUUUCAGGGCCACCUAUCUUUUCUGAAAAAGAACUUAGCAUUUCUUUGACACUAAGGAAGGAAGUGAGAUGUAGGGAAAUUGGGUCACUCUUAACGAACCUGUCUUGGGUUGAAAGCAGGACGCCAUAGAUGAAAGCCUAACGUGCAAAGCGGGGUAGAUUUCAGCCCAUGGCGGUGAUUGGGGGUAGACUUUUUCGGUAUCUUCAUUGUUUACGUAGCCUUUCGGGUAAUGAUAUUUGGCGCAAAAAAAGUUGCCCUCCCUGACUUGGGCGGACGGCGCAGCGAGCAGCCGGCCACCGGCGGCGUCAAGAAGCCGCACCGCUACCGGCCCGGCACGGUGGCCCUGCGCGAGAUCCGCCGCUACCAGAAGUCCACCGAGCUGCUGAUCCGCAAGCUGCCGUUCCAGCGGCUGGUGCGCGAGAUCGCGCAGGACUUCAAGACCGACCUGCGCUUCCAGAGCUCGGCCGUGAUGGCGCUGCAGGAGGCGUGCGAGGCCUACCUGGUGGGGCUCUUCGAGGACACCAACCUGUGCGCCCUCUGCGCCAAAGGCGUCACCGUCAUGCCCAAAGGCCAUGCAGUUCGCCUACAGGCGGACGGAGAGCUUCAGGGCCCGAUUGUCGUGCGCCAUCCCAAGGCUGGCCGCCACGUCCAGCCUUCCUAACAGUACCUAAGUUUUGAGACACUGACCUCGCCAGCCCCCCUCCGUGUUGGCAAAUGAAUGAAAUACUGGGAUUACGCUGGUAGGUAGGACACCGUUCUGGAGCCCGAGAAAUGUUUCUCCCGUUUGGGAGGAGCCUAAAAUCGUCAGUGCCGUUGGUUGCUUCCGGGUAGUUAUUUCUGUCCCACUUUGUUAGUUCCCACAACUAUUGCCAUUGAAAUGUAAAGUGUAGUUAAUCGCACAGGCUGUUCCGCCUUACAGGCUUCAAGGUCCAGGUGGAGUAAGGAAAAUCCUAUAAAUAGAGGAUUGUAUGGUUUGACCAAGGAAUGCUUCUGAAUGGAGAGGUGGAGUGUGCUGUGGCUCCCGACGACCCAGGUCUCUCCGCCCAGCUGACGCUGAAGUGUGGAAGGAGGUUGAUUGACGUGACUUACUUUUGUUGCUGUUGUCACCAAAUAAGGAAAACUCCCUCAAUGGUUUUGAUUGCCCAGGGCACAAUCUUGCCUCCUACUUUCUGUGCGCUGGACCCCUGUCACGGAUGUCAUCUCAAAAACGGGGAGAAAAACGUUCUUCGCUUUUUUUCUUGAAUGUCACGGACGACGUUGGCUGCCUGAUGACAUUUAUGGAAAUUCUUCUUAGGAUAACAUUUCAAGGGUAUAAAAUGCAAACAUUGCAAAAAAAUGUUUAUUCCACUUCUUAUCCAAAUUUCAAAAACUAAUAAAUUUGGUAGGAGGGAUCAAUGUGUUUAUAUAGUUAGCACAUUCCAUAAUACAGUCUUUUGGAGACAUCUGUGAUUUCCAGUGGGUGACAAAGUCACAGGUACUGAAAUUGACGGCCCAAUGUCGUCAUAAAGGGAAAUGCUAAAGUUCAGUCAGAGGCGAAGUGUAUUUUUCCCCAUCCCAACUCACAGGCUUCCCCCCCUUAUCAGCACCACCACCCCAUCCACAGGCUCCUGAUUUUUUUUUCCCUUGGAGGUAUUGUGGCGUAUAUGGACUCCAGGUUAAAAGCAUUUGCUCUCAAAUUUGGUUGACCUACCCGUUAUUUUUCCACCCGAUAAAAUUUGGGGGUGAUGGUGGUGGGGUGGUUAGGAACUGACGGCCAAGAAAGAAUUCUUGAAGACGUCUUUGGUGCAAAAACGUGAUUUUCUUAAAGCACAGGGACAGGACCCGCGGGCAGGAAGAGCUAUAUGGGGUCGUGACGGGUAGCUCAUUAUAUAUCCUCAGGUUGGGAGGGGGUCAGGGAUAGAGUAAGUCUCUAGGGUAUUUUGGAAGCAAGGUUUCCGGGGCCUUGAGGGGCUGGUGUUGCGAGGAAAACACCGUUUAUCAACGUUUUAACACUCGAAGUCUAUGAAUAUCUCAUAUUAAUAUUCACACCCUUCAGUUGUUUCUAUUUCUUGUACUUAAAAUAUAAUUACUGCGAA
Messenger RNA from Leopardus geoffroyi (Geoffroy's cat), 2570 nucleotides. Its product is annotated as histone H2A type 1-H-like. The record is from RefSeq and is a predicted model, not a curated record. The transcript has a single exon. Gene Ontology annotation, cellular component: nucleosome. Bases 46 to 438 code for a protein of 130 amino acids. Gene Ontology annotation, molecular function: DNA binding; protein heterodimerization activity; structural constituent of chromatin. NCBI's taxonomy places the organism in Eukaryota, Metazoa, Chordata, Mammalia, Carnivora, Felidae.